AGCACAUUUGUCGUCGCCCGGUUCGGAACGUCAUUGUGAAUAAUUUUAUUUUGCAUUUCUUCCCUUACUUACCUACUUACUUCCCUACUUGUCCAGUCUCCUACUAUCCUACUAGCAGAUGGAUAUUCAGUCAAUUUAACCCUUCCUACCAUACAAUACCAGACCAUACCGAGCUGAAGUCUAUCUGUAUAUCAUCUCAAUUACAUUUGACGAGUCACAGGUAGUCGAGCUAUGGAGACUACACUACCACUGCCCUUUCUCAUUUCCGUGCCUAUCCCACAUGGCUGGGCCUCAAGUGAGGAGGUAACGGGUUUGAGUCGAGAGGAGGUCUCAUGUUUGGGUUGUGUGUUCUUCGAUGUGACUCAGCAAAAUUUCCAGGAACUUCUCAUUCAGCUCCAACAACUCAACCCCGCUGCGCUUCAUACAUUCUUCGAUGCUACCGGUCUUGAAUCAAAAGACGAUGUAAUCACUUUGCUGGAUCACGGUGCGCGGAAGAUCUUCGUACAACCUGAGAGGCUAUCUGAGUUCGCCGAGUAUGGCCGUCGAGUAGCUCCUGCUGUGAACCAGUUAAAUCACUUACCCUCGGACACACAAUAUGGCCUCUUAAUUAAAGACUUCGACCAGAGAGGGUGUGAUGUAGCUGGCUUUAUGGAGUCUAACAAGGCUACCAAGUUGCCUCCUCUAUACAUCAAGCCUAUUCAAGACACCAUCUAUGAGCAUUUUGUCGAUAUAUGCUCGCAAAUAUCUGCUAUCCCCAUCAUUCCUUCUACGGAAAUGACUGCCAAAAAGGAAGAAGCAGAAAAGAAGCUUUAUGUACCAAAGCUGUUCUCUGCUGCGUGGAAAUCAGAUAGACCAGAUAAGCUUCUUCCCACGGUUGUAUGCGACGAGGGUGGAGUAGCACUUGGAUUGGUGUAUAGUAGCGAAGAAAGCGUUGCAGAGUCCCUCAAGACGAAGACGGGAGUAUAUCAAAGUCGAAAACGAGGGCUCUGGUACAAGGGUGCUACAUCCGGAGACACGCAAGAGCUGGUAAGAAUCUCGAUGGAUUGUGACAACGAUGCAUUAAGGUUCGUCGUGAAGCAGAAGGGAAAGUUCUGCCAUCUUGAUCAGUACGGAUGCUUUGGUAAUCUCAAGGGAAUUCCAAAACUCGAACAGACCUUGAUUUCGAGAAAACAGUCAGCUCCUGAAGGUUCAUACACGAAACGACUAUUCUCAGACGAUAAGCUUCUGCGGGCCAAGAUAAUGGAAGAGGCCGAAGAGCUUUGCAACGCGAAAACUACCGAUGAAGUCGCCUUUGAAGCGGCCGAUCUGAUAUACUUCGCUUUGUCCAAGGCUGUGGGUGCUGGGGUUAGUCUUGCGGACAUCGAAAAGAAUCUUGAUGCCAAGAGUUUGAAGGUUAAGAGAAGACCUGGAAACGCUAAGGGCCAGUGGGCCCAAAAAGAAGGCAUUACAGAUAGUGCGGCAGAGAAAACAAAAGAGGCUUCCAAAGGUGACGCAGCCCCAGAUGCCGAGAGGAUAACCAUGAAGAGAGUAGAUGUCAGCCAGACCAGUGCGGCCGAAGUUUCGGAAGCUCUGAGACGACCGUCUCAGAAAUCGGCCGAUGCUAUCAUGAAUAUUGUUACACCUAUCAUCAACGACAUUCGAAAGGACGGAGAUAAGGCGUUACUCUCCUAUACGCACAAAUUUGAGAAGGCAACUUCUUUAACGUCGCCUGUUCUCAAAGCUCCAUUCCCCCAAUCGCUCAUGAACCUUCCCCCGGAGACUAUCAAGGCUAUCGACGUAUCGUUCGAGAAUAUCCGAAAGUUUCAUGCUGCACAAGAGGAGCAGCCCCUGAAAGUGGAGACCAUGCCAGGUGUGGUGUGCAGCAGAUUCUCCAGACCAAUCGAGCGAGUUGGCUUGUAUGUGCCAGGUGGUACCGCUGUUUUACCCAGCACUGCUCUCAUGUUAGGAGUCCCUGCUAUGGUGGCUGGCUGCAAGAAAAUCGUCAUCGCAUCCCCGCCCCGUGCUGAUGGCAGCAUCACGCCAGAGAUCGUAUAUGUUGCUCAUAAAGUUGGGGCGGAGAGCAUUGUACUAGCCGGUGGUGCGCAAGCGGUUGCAGCCAUGGCAUACGGCACAGAGAGCGUUAGCAAAGUAGACAAAAUUCUUGGGCCCGGGAAUCAAUUUGUGACUGCGGCCAAGAUGUUUGUCAGUAAUGAUACCAACGCUGGUGUGAGCAUCGAUAUGCCGGCCGGCCCAUCCGAAGUGCUGGUGGUGGCAGACAAGGAUGCAAACCCAGCUUUUGUCGCUUCGGAUCUUUUAUCACAAGCCGAGCAUGGUGUAGAUAGCCAGGUCAUCUGCAUUGCGGUUGACCUUGACGAACAGCAGGUGCAAGCAAUCGAAGAUGAAGUUCACAAGCAGGCCAUGGCCCUUCCGCGAGUGGAUAUUGUCCGGGGUGCUAUCAAUCACUCGGUUACAUUCAUCGUCAAGGAUGUAGAAGAGGCGAUGAGGAUCAGCAACGACUAUGCUCCUGAGCACCUGAUCCUGCAAAUAAAAGAUGCGGAGAAGGUUGUAGACCAAGUUAUGAACGCCGGUAGUGUCUUCAUUGGGCAGUGGACACCCGAGAGUGUUGGUGACUACUCGGCUGGUGUAAACCACUCAUUACCUACAUAUGGGUAUGCAAAACAAUACUCGGGAGUAAAUCUGGGCUCGUUCCUCAAGCAUAUCACAAGCUCGAACUUGACAGCCGAGGGUCUACAAAAUGUGGGUGGUGCAGUCAUGCAGCUAGCAAAGGUUGAGGAACUUGAAGCGCACAGAAGGGCCGUGAGCAUCCGCCUGAGCACUCUUAGAGGAGGUGAGGCUUAAGUCCGCAUUGCGUUGCAAGAUGUUACACCUUAUGGAGAGGGGAAUACGAUCACAAGGUCGGAGGGGUUGCAAUGUAAUAGUCACAUGAAAAUGACGUUGCCGCGGUUAACUGGGCGAUAGUCGGGUAUGUCACAGGUGACAAGUUGCAAAAGAAAAUAGUAAAUGACGGUGACGGUGACGUAUGGUAGUAUUAUGUUUCUUAGUUAUGUAAGUAUGGUGCAUAGGUUUGUACAUGUGUUAGGUAAAAGGGGGUGGAGGGGAUUGUUUUCAAUAAAUCAGAUAUACAUAAAUGGUGCCAGCCAAGAUUAUUCAGAUAUCUACUACAUCCUAUGUACUAUGUACUAUUUAUUCCUAUCUACUAGGUAAAGAGAUCUAACAUAUGCAUUCAUGUAGAUUCAGGAUCAUAUAGUUCGUCUUAAAGCUUAGGUAGAGAGAUGGC
This is a messenger RNA of Hypoxylon fragiforme, 3277 nucleotides long. RefSeq names its product histidine biosynthesis trifunctional-protein. Lineage: Eukaryota; Fungi; Ascomycota; Sordariomycetes; Xylariales; Hypoxylaceae. Bases 232 to 2838 code for a protein of 868 amino acids. Gene Ontology annotation, biological process: L-histidine biosynthetic process. Gene Ontology annotation, cellular component: cytoplasm. The record is from RefSeq and is a predicted model, not a curated record. The transcript has 2 exons. Gene Ontology annotation, molecular function: NAD binding; phosphoribosyl-ATP diphosphatase activity; histidinol dehydrogenase activity.